Molecule: messenger RNA, 1299 nt
Organism: Myotis myotis
Lineage: Eukaryota; Metazoa; Chordata; Mammalia; Chiroptera; Vespertilionidae
Product: LYR motif-containing protein 1-like
Exons: 1
Coding region: 319-681 (120 amino acids)
Cellular component (GO): mitochondrion
Source: RefSeq, a predicted model, not a curated record
GUAGGGGGUGUGCAGGAGGCAGCUGAUCGAUGUUUCUAACUCUCUAUCCCUCUCCCUUCCUCUCUGUAAAAAAUCAAUAAAAUAUAUUUUAAAAAAUAAAAAAUAAAAUAAAAAGGACAUGAGAGUGUGCGAUUCCAGGGGCUCGGACGCCCGCAGUCCUGGGUGGGCUCUGCCGGAGGUCCGCUGUGGUGCCGCCCGGCCACAGGGCCUGCCGAGGCCUGCUCCGCGCCCCGUGGGCUCCCGGGCUGCCUCCUCGCUGUGCGCAGGGCGCCCGGCGCUUCCCAGGGUCGGGGAGGCCCGACCGGCGCGGCUCCCAGGAUGUCCACAGCCACAACACAAGAAGUGCCUGGCCGGCACCGCCGAAUCUUCAGGCUUGCGAUACAGCGUCAGGGCGGGUGGAAGACACCGGGAGAGAAAAGCCGUACAUCCGUCCGCCUUGAAGCCAGGACGCUGUUCCGGAAAAACAAAAAUCUCACCGACACAGACCAGGUUAAGCAGUGCCUAGAUGACUGCACAGCGAGGAUCGAAAUCGGACGGCACCACCAGAUCCCGUAUCCAAGGCCAGUUCAUCUGCCUCCAAUGGGCCUGACCUCACGACGAGGCCGGGGACUUGGAAGCCAGGAGAAACCGAGGAAACUUUCCAAACCAGUUUAUCUCAAGUCUCACGAUGAGGUUUCCUAAUCCAGGGAAAGUUUGUUUCUCAGAUGAUGAGCCAACAAGGUCGUCAAUGUAAACCAGACGGCAAAACCUUUCUCCUUGACGGGGGCAAAAAUUCAAGUAUCUUCUUUAAAGCCUCCCAAAUAUUGGUACUGCCCUCAUGACGUGUGCUCACAGUGUGUCGGGGCCUUGCUGUCCGCGGGGAUGACACUCAUCCUGGCAGUCGCAGACCUCACGGCCCCCCCGAGGGAGGAAGAUGGAGAACGGCAAAGCUGCUCGAGGCAAGUCCUCGCCUGGCCUGUCGGCCGACACUGAGACGCCACCCAGUGUCUGGGUUUCUCAUGGCUGCUCGCAAACUAUCUACCCCCCGCGGAAUAGUGUAGGCUUUCUGUUUAAAUUAUAGAUUUGCUUACAGGUGGGCUUUGCCCGCUGGCCGGUGUGGCUGGAUUGGGUGUUGCCCUGUACACCCAAAGGUUGCCGAUACCAGGCAGGGCCAUGUCUGGGUUGCGGGCUCGAUCCCGUUUUUGUUCUCGCAUUGAUGUUUCAUUCUCUCCCACUCCCUUCCUCUCUCUAAAAAUAAAAAACUGUUUAAAAAAAUAAUAAAAAAUAAAUAAAAAGGACAUGCCAUUUGCCUCUCAGCAU